Molecule: messenger RNA, 1504 nt
Organism: Gracilinanus agilis (Agile Gracile Mouse Opossum)
Lineage: Eukaryota; Metazoa; Chordata; Mammalia; Didelphimorphia; Didelphidae
Gene: LRRC42
Product: leucine rich repeat containing 42
Exons: 7
Coding region: 15-1304 (429 amino acids)
Molecular function (GO): protein binding
Source: RefSeq, a predicted model, not a curated record
GCUCAGCCAGAGGAAUGUCUUGCUACCUCAGAUCACGAAGUUGCCCGGAUCCAGGUCCUAUCUAUGUCAGGGAAAAUGGCCGCCUGCACAUGGUAAGCCUCGCCCUGGACGGGGUCCCGAGCGGCUUGCGGGAGCCCAAGCCUCUGAGGCUGUUCCCCAAAGGCUUCUCUGUGGAGCUGUGCAUGAACAGGGAGGAUGACGCGGCCAGGAAGGAGAAAACGGACCACUUCAUCUUCACGUACACGCGCGAAGGGAACCUGCGCUACUCAGCCAAGUCCCUCUUCAGCCUGGCGCUGGGCUUUAUCUCUGACAACGUUGACCACAUCGACUCUCUCAUCGGCUUCCCCGAACAGAUAGCCGAGAAGCUCUUCUCUGCCGCGGAAGCCAGGCACAAGUUCACGGAGCCCGGCGCGGGCCUGCGCGCGCUGCAGAAGUUUACAGAGGCCUACGGGCGCCUGGUACUCUGCUCACUCUGUCUUCGGAACAGGUACCUGGUGAUUUCUGAAAAGCUCGAAGAGAUCAAGUCUUUCCGGGAGCUGACCUGCUUGGAUCUUUCUUGCUGUAAGCUUGGAGAUGAGCAUGAGCUCCUGGAGCAUCUCACCAAUGAGGCCCUGUCCAGCGUGACGCAGCUGCGCCUGAAGGACAAUUGCCUCUCCGAUGCUGGUGUCCGGAGGAUGACCGCCCCUGUGCGUGUGAUGAGAAGAGGCCUGGAGAACCUCGCCCUGCUGGACUUGUCCUGUAACCCGGAGAUCACGGAUGCCGGGAUCGGCUACCUCUUUUCUUUUAGAAAGCUGAACUGCCUGGACAUUUCCGGGACGGGCCUUCAGGACGUCCAGGCCGUCAUGCACAAGCUUCAGACCCACAUCGGCCUCGUUCACUCCAAAGUGCCUUUGAAGGAAUUUGACCACAGCAGCUGUAAGACGGAGGGCUGGGCAGACCAGAUCGUCCUGCAGUGGGAGCGCGUGAUCUCGGGAGCGGUUCCAGGCCAGGACAAGCCCCGGACGGCGGCCUCGUGUUUCUAUGGGAAGCGGCCCCGGACAGACGCCCCGGCCAAGUGUCCGCUGGCAGACGCCCACGUGAGCUCCGGCGAGAAGCUGCAGUUCUAUAAAGAGGCGGCCGCGGAGGGCCACGGGCCGGCGAGGACGCGGGAGGCGGCCGGCCCCGCGGCCAGCCAGGAGCCGAAGGGCGCCAAGAAGAGAGCGCUGGAGGAGGCCGAGAAGGAGGCGCCGAGCUCGCCGGCGUCGUCCAGGCAGAAGUACGUCUGCCUCACCGUGGAGGACUGGGACCUGCUCAACACCUACUGACGGUCCGGGGAGGGAGGGAGGCCGCGAGGCCCCCUGGCUGGACGGGGCCGCGGGGACUGGCGGCGGCGGCCCCGGGGGUGCGGGUGGGCCGCGGCUCGGCCGGGGGCUCCGAGAGGGCUGGUGGGAGCUCGUGUCUGCACACGGGACUAGGCCGUCGUUUCUACUGUAUAUUUUCAAUACAUAGUAAUUUUUCAAAUAAA